AUUAUCAAUUCAUUCACCCCAUUUCCUACGUACAUUUAAUCUAUAGCGGUACAGGUGCUGCUCAACACAUCCUUCGAAUUUCAAUUUGUCAAAUAUUUAAAAGCACCCCUAACAACCUAAUUAUUACGUGUUCGUAAUGUUCUCGACGUGGAUCUCAAGAGUACUCUUAGCAUUACUCAUCACCAUCUUGCAAACCCUCUCGGCGGUAUCUGCAUUGCCUGCCAGCAUACCCGCCACCACCGAGAGCACUAGCGUCAAACUCGUGGCAAGAGGAGCUUCAGAUCCCAACCCGAAUAGCAGCGGCGGCGGUGGUGAUGGUAAUGACGUGGGCGAAAAUAACAAUACCGCUUCAAAGUAGGUCCCUCCAUCCAUCCAUCCAUCCAUCCAUCCGUCCAUCAAUUCAUCCAUCCAGCCUCCCCUCGUUCACCAGCCCAGCCAUAGUUGCAAGUUACUGAAUCCCUUUUCUUCACAGUAAGGUAACUCCCGCCCAAGUUGCCGGCGUGGUCAUCGGCGCCCUAUGUACUAUCGCCCUAGCUCUGAUAUUCUGGUACUGCUUUGUUCAGCACCAACGCAAGAAGCGGGGUCUUAGGAGCGCGGAAAAGUUGGCUGCAAUCGAGAAUACAAAACGGGCGUAUCCUGGUUACAAUCAUGUUGGGGAAAAGCCGUAGGCCUGAUUUAUCGACUGGCUUUGCUUUCGGGCUUGGGAUCUUCUGGAGGAUUGCUUCGGCGUUCGGGCGUUUAUUGCACUUUCUUUCCUUAAUUAUUUUUCUCCUUUAGACUUCUGGGUGGCGUGAGCAUGGCGGAUGCACUGCGUGCAUAGAGUUGUGUAUACAUGUAGCAUACUUUGCUUGCGGCUUCGGGUCGGGGUUCCACAUACCACAGUUCUUCCCUUUCCUUUACUUGUUAAAUACCAGGGGAUCUACCCUGCCCUCGCUAUUUAUAGACUAAAAAUAUGACAAUCAACUUGGGGAUGUG
This is a messenger RNA of Tuber aestivum (summer truffle), 975 nucleotides long. Lineage: Eukaryota; Fungi; Ascomycota; Pezizomycetes; Pezizales; Tuberaceae. The record is from the annotation of a GenBank genome assembly.